Molecule: messenger RNA, 1185 nt
Organism: Oikopleura dioica
Lineage: Eukaryota; Metazoa; Chordata; Appendicularia; Copelata; Oikopleuridae
Source: the annotation of a GenBank genome assembly
AUGUCAGACGAUGAGAGACACCCUCGAAAACUUCGCCCUUGGCUUGAGAAGAUGAUCGAUAGCGGAAAGUAUCCAGGUCUUUACUGGGUGAAUACAGAAAAGACGGUCUUCAGAAUCCCAUGGAAGCAUGCUGGCAAGUUUAGCUGGAAAGAGGAAGAUUGUCUCAUCUUCAAGGCCUGGGCCGAACACCGUGGCAAGUACAUCGAAGGAGUUGACAAGUUCGACCCGGCUACGUGGAAGACUCGGCUUCGAUGCGCGUUGAAUAAACUGCCAGACGUUUUGGAGAGAAAAGACUUGUCGAAACUCGACGGAGCGGAAGCGUUUAGGGUUUAUGAACUCUUGCCGGAACUUGUAAAGAAUGAUACGGAUGAAAUCUAUCCAAGGCAUCUUUGGUCAAAGGAGGCAAAGGAAAACGAAAUAGACGAGCGACUCGACCAUGGCUACGCGACAAACUCUCCCACAUCCACCAACACAGAAAAUUUCCGGCCAGAGUCACCCCUCGACUCUGAGAUGGAAUUCUCCACCCCUUCUCCUCGCCCUACCCUUUCUGAGUUCUGUGGGAGCGCGUUUAAUCCUCCAUCGACGAUUCAGUCCUCCCCACCAGUGUCAAGAACACUCAAAUCCGUCAACGGACAGAAAAUAAUCGUCAAGGCUCUUUUGCCACAAGGGGUGAAAAUUGGCAACACUGAGAAGAUCUCAAUCCGCCCUUGUGUCGCGAAGCUUUUUCAGCAACAGACGAGGCAUAUUCGAUUCUCUGUCAAAUACUUCGGCAAGGAAGUCUUUUCCUGGGAUGCAAGGGAACGAGCCAUGUGCAGAUUGACCUCGAGUAAAGACCCACUAAAGGUCAAAUAUCCAAACAAGGAGUUUUGCGAAAAGGCGAUUACUCGGAUGGUGUUGCCUGCGAUGAAAAACAACCAGCAACCCCAACUCAACAACGCUGCGAAUGCAAUUUUAAAAGCAAUGACCUACGGGCUCAUAUUCAAGCGAGAGAAUGAAAACUUGCUCCUUUAUCGCCUUUCCAAAUGCCGCAUCUUCAUUGUUGAUGAUGGAGAGGUUCUCAAACUGUCGCAGCUUGAAGUUCUAGCGCUCGAUUUGAAAAAGAAACGAAACAUUCAGGUGUAUUUUGGGCAGAAUCCAACGACCAGCGCGAACAGAUGCUUCCUGACCAUGCAAAUUACAACUUGA